Clunio marinus is the source of this 213-nucleotide messenger RNA. NCBI's taxonomy places the organism in Eukaryota, Metazoa, Arthropoda, Insecta, Diptera, Chironomidae. The record is from the annotation of a GenBank genome assembly.
AUGCGUUGGAUAGGUAGCAAGGAUGCUUUCUCAGAAACAGCACAAAUGAGCUUCAACAAUAACGUCAAGCUCUGCGAUAACACACAAAGGGGAGCAAGAAAAGUGGCAAUUGUUGAGGGUAAUAUGGAAAAGGAGAAAAUCGUGAACAGUAAGCACUUUAAUCUUAUCACCAUUUGCAAGCUUACAUCGUCGAAAUCCUCUAUGUGGAUAUAA